Salvelinus namaycush (lake trout) is the source of this 1997-nucleotide messenger RNA. RefSeq names its product myelin-associated glycoprotein-like. NCBI's taxonomy places the organism in Eukaryota, Metazoa, Chordata, Actinopteri, Salmoniformes, Salmonidae. The record is from RefSeq and is a predicted model, not a curated record. The transcript has 10 exons. The coding region runs from base 1 to 1953 and encodes 650 amino acids.
AUGUGGUGUUUGGAGCUGCUUCUGCCAGUGUUGCUAAUCAUCAAAGAUGUCAGUGGCCAGUGGAACGUAUGGAUACCCAGGGACAUCUCGGCCAUGACCAACUCCUGCGUGGUCAUCCCCUGCACAUUCAUGUACCCGUCUGGUAUCAGGCCGUACCGCGGCACCCACGGCAUCUGGUACUUUGGUCAGCCCUACCCCCAGCUCUUCCCACCUGUGGUGAUCAAGACGCGCACAGAAAUCGUACAUGAAAGUUACAAAGGGCGUACCAAGCUCAUUGGGGACCUGCAACAGAGAAACUGCACCCUGCUUAUCAGUAAUAUAGGUACAGAGCACUCAGGGAGGUACUACUUUCGUGCCGACCUGGGCGGUGCAAACAUCUACACCUACCCAGACUUCUCUGAGCUCAAGGUGCUGGACCAGCCCAACAUUGACAUCCCUGAGGAGAUAGUCGCUGACGAGAAUCUGGAGUUGACGUGCUAUGCUCCAGACAACUGUCCAGAGAAUAGCCCAGAGAUCCAAUGGAUGUACACAGAUUACCUGCCUGAACCCGAGUAUACCUCAGACUACGUGGAAGAGAGCAACACAGCCGUGCUGUCCAGCACGCUCAUCUUCACCCCCAGGCCCAUACACAACGGUCAGCUGCUGGGCUGCAGGGUCUACUAUCCCAACACCACCCUGGUCUACGAGAGACUCAUCUCUCUGGAUGUCAAGUAUGCCCCUCGCUCGGUGUGGGUGAACGUGUCUGCGGAGGUGAUGGAGGGCAGCUCGGUAACGCUGCACUGCGAGGUGGACAGUAACCCUCCUCCCAGGAUCUCCUGGCUGUUUGGGGACCAGGAGCUGCAGUGGGACACGGCUUCCAACGCCUCGCUCUCCCUGGAGGACUUAACCCCCUCUGAGGAGGGCAUCUACACCUGCGUGGGGGAAAAUGUCUACGGCGUCAUGAACGCAUCCAUGUACCUGGCCGUCUUGUAUCCUCCCAGUGAGCCAGUGGUAAAUGGCUCCCUGACCAUUUUGGAAGGUUCCUCCAUCUCCCUGCAAUGUAGCACCAAAGGCAAUCCCGCACCCACCCUCACCUGGGUGAAGGACGGGGAGCUGGUGGGCACCAUCACGGCCGAGGAGGUGUCUGUGCUGGAGCUUCUGGAGCUCACCCCUCAGGGAGACGGACAGUACCGCUGCCUGGCAGAGAACGAACACGGACGAGCCAGCAGCUCCCUCAACAUCACUGUGGAAUAUGCCCCUGUCCUUCUGGAAGAGUCCAAGUGCACGGUGGUGAGGGAGGGAGUCCAGUGUGUUUGCAUGGCUACGGGUAACCCUGAGCCCAUCAUCGAGUUCUACCUCCCCGACAAGAACAUCACCAUCAACGACACGGACGGCCGCUACAACUACUACACGCACACGGACGGCCACACGUCCACGGGCAUGAUAAAACUACGGGAGAAGGGUGAGCGCUUGGGCAACGGUGCUGUCAAUGUGCACUGCAGCAUUAGCAACAUAUACGGGUCGGAGAGCUUUCAUCUGGAGUUACAGCAGGAGAAGAAGUACAUGAUGGCAGUGAUCGUUGGCACCAUCGGUGGAGUGGCUGUCAUCGCCUUCAUCAUCGCAGCAGUGAGAUAUGUGGGCCAUAACAACAAGAAAGAGAAUGGCAACCCUGGGCAGGACCUGGUCUCUAAACUGGAGAACCCAGCGCUGUACUACAGCACAGUCAAGAAGGACAAACAAUGUCUGAGGAAGAAAGUGCUUAAGACAGAGCUUCUGGGCUCAAAGUUUAACUCCAUUCUAGAGGAGAGCACGGGAGAAGACGGGGAUUAUCAACCUGUGGGCUCUAUGGCAGACCUGGAGAGGCAAGAGCUGAACUACGCCGCCCUGCAGUUUCUGGGGGGGCGCUCCAGGGAUGGGGGGGCCUCAGGGAGGGGGGAUGACGGCAGCGACUACACCGAGAUCAAGGCCAAAUGAAUCGCGAUCCUUCCCUGACCCAUCGUCACCGCGGGACACAGUGG